AUGGGCUGCGCUUAAUCAACCAAAUAAAAUAAAUAUCAAUCAAAUAAAAAAUAAAAUAAAUAAUAAAAAAAUGUCUCAAAGCCUCAAAAUAUCACUUAAGAGUUUGUUUAAAAGGCUAAAAUACAAGGUAUUUCUGUCGAAAAAGUUCUCAUUGUUGAUCCUACACCUUCAGAAUUACCUACAAGAGAACACAAGAAUAAAACAUUCAGCCACCCAAAUUUACUAUAAAAUAUUGAAAUAUUGCAUAAACAUAUGUAUCCUAAGCUAAAACCACUUAGUUGCAACAGCUUAUUUAAGAACAGAUAAAAUCUUGGCUUAUGUGUUCAUGAUUAAAGAUCAACAAUAGCAUCUCUCUAACCUCAUAAAUCUGGUGCUUAUUUCAAUGAUUGCUACUAAACAAAAGAAUUUAUUGAGGAACCUAAUCCUAGAAAGGAUAUUUUAUAAAUUCCAAACUGUUGA
This is a messenger RNA of Tetrahymena thermophila SB210, 459 nucleotides long. RefSeq lists its product as hypothetical. The record is from RefSeq and is a predicted model, not a curated record. NCBI's taxonomy places the organism in Eukaryota, Ciliophora, Oligohymenophorea, Hymenostomatida, Tetrahymenidae. The transcript has a single exon.